AUGGAAAAGGGACAGAAAACUGGAGGAAAACCGAAACAUGUUAUGAAAAGAUUGACGAAAAAGGUAUUUUGCAGAUAAAACUCUUGAACUUUUAUUUUGAAAAUAUUUUUCCAGAUCCCUGCAGCAACUGUAAAAACAACAAAUCAAAAGAAAACAUCUGAUCCGAGUCCAAAAAUUGGAAUUGUUGUUCCGGAUGUUCGAAAAAUGGCUGAUAUUGAGAAAAAAUUGGGGACUCUUCAAAUUCAUAAAGAUAAACUGAAACAGCAGACUGAAAAAUUAUCAGGAGAAGUGAAUAAAGUGAAAUGUGAUUUGAAUAUGAGUCAACAAGAAAGAGGAAGAAUGCAACAAUUCUGGCAAAUUGCUGAAAUGAAUUUGGAAACUGAAAAGGAAAAAGGAAGAGAUGUUGAAAAAACAAUGUUUUGUUUGAAAACUCAACAAGCAAAUCAUGUUCAAAAAUUACAACAAAAAAUUCGAAGUCUUGUAUUAUCAGCAAAAACAAAUCGACAUGCUUCAACACAAUCUGAUCCGAUUGCACCAAAUGGAUUUGUAAUAUCUGCUGAAUGUCAAACUAUGGAAGAAAUAUCAAAAGAAAAAGCAGCUAAUAUUUUGAGACAAUCUGAUGAUUUAUUGACUGCUUUUAUUUCGGAAUUAGAAAAAGAGAAAUUAAAUGCGCAAAGUGAUUUGAAAUAUGCUGUAGUUCAAUUGGAACAAAGAAUGAAAGAAGAAAUGGAAACACAGGUACUGUACAGAAGUUACUGUAGUUCAAACUUUGUUUUCACAGAAUUUUUUAAAAAUUUAAUUUAUGAGCGGGUUUUCCUAAUUUUCCCAAAAAUUCUUUGAAAUAUUUUUUCGGAAACAUUUUUUAUCAAUUAUUUUAAUUCUAAAAUUUCAUAUCUAUUUUCCAGAUGCGAACAAUGCGCGAAGAACGAGAAAUCGAAAUCGAAGAGAUUGGUUUGAAACAUAUUGAACAAAUUCGAUCAAUCGAAUCCGCGCACGAUGAAGAAACUUCGCAUCUUCAGGGAAAAAUUGAAUUUCUUCAAAAAGAAGUCGAAAAUUUACGAGAUCUUCGUGAUGGAAUAUCAACAAAUCUAGCAGAUUGUAGAGAAAAAAUACAAGAACAAGCUGUGCAAUUGGGACAAUCACAAGGAAAAAUUGAUGAAAUGAGUAAAGAAUUGACAAGAUUACAGGAUUACAAGAAAGCUUUUCAAGUGAGUUUCUUUAACUUUUCAACAACAAAAAACUUAUACGAUUUUAGCGUGAUAUGAGAAACUUGGAUUCGAUGAGAGCUGAAGUUGAAAAAUACAAAGAAUUGAAUGAAAUAAUAAUGGGAGAAUUUUUCAAAAAUCGAAAAAGAAAGAGAUCAACUAUUAGAAGAAGUUGA
This is a messenger RNA of Caenorhabditis angaria, 1381 nucleotides long. The record is from the annotation of a GenBank genome assembly. NCBI's taxonomy places the organism in Eukaryota, Metazoa, Nematoda, Chromadorea, Rhabditida, Rhabditidae.